AUGGGCAACAAAAACAACAAGCCAAUCGUCCCCAAGGGCUGGGUCGCCGACGCUCCUCCUCCAUACUCAGAGGUGGUCGAUAAUCCGGCCCCGGAGAGCGCAGGCAAGGGGCCGAGAAUCAACAUGCCGUCGACUGCAAAGCCCCAAUCCGCAAACUUUGGCGCCUCUCAGCCAUAUCCGCCAUACCCACAGCAAUAUCCGCAGUAUCCACCACAGCCAUAUCCACAGCCCUACGGACAGCCGCCAUACGGACAGCCGCCCUACGCGCAGCCGGCUCCGUACCCGCAGCAGUACCCUGCUAACUACAACCAGCCGUCCAGAAGCCGGUUUGGAGGCAUGGGCGGCAUGGGCAUGCUCGGGGGCCUGGGAGCAGGCGCGCUCGGUGGCCUGCUUUUGGGCGAGAUGAUGACUCCAGACACCGUGAUCUACGAGAACAACGAUUAUGGCGGAGGCGAUUAUGGCGGCGGAGACUUUGGCGGGGACUUCUGA
Molecule: messenger RNA, 489 nt
Organism: Ogataea haglerorum
Lineage: Eukaryota; Fungi; Ascomycota; Pichiomycetes; Pichiales; Pichiaceae
Exons: 2
Coding region: 1-489 (162 amino acids)
Source: RefSeq, a predicted model, not a curated record